AUGGUAUAAAAGGACACCUCGAGUGCCAGUUUCGCAUAGUGUUCGUUCUCUACGUUUCAAGAAUGUCUCUUAUAAAUAUAAUUGCGCAGGGAGUCAACAACGAAACCAAAACUGUUAAAAUAUCUGAGGAAGCCAGUAUUAAAGAACUUAAGAAACGGAUAAGGGAGGCGUUCAGUUUACCGGAAGACGAUGAUAUAAGACUACUUUACACAAGCAAAGACCUUCGAGAAAAGAAUGAACGCGGCAAAGAACAGCGUUUAACAGACUACGAUGUUAGGAACAAUGCCAUGGUUUUCAUAGUUAUACGACUGCAUGGUGGUUCUACCCCAAAGGUGUAUGGAAGCGAUAUUGUGUUGGCAACAGAACCAGACUUUAUUUCCUUGGAUACUACGGAAGGAGGACAAAGAGCAAAAAUGCCAUGUGGUCAUGUCGUUAGCCCAGAGUCUCUGACAGAUUUCUGCAAGUCCAAAUUGGCAGGUGGUGCCUUCGAAUUUCGUUGUACUUACAAAGGAAGCACGCGGGAAACCUUUUGCAACGCGAAAUGGGACUUUCCGACUGUAAAGCGUAUGGCUUUGCUUACUGAUACGGAAAUAACUUACUUUGAAACGAAGAUUAAUGACAACUAUCGCAAGGCUUGUGGAAUUAAAGAAUGUCCUAAAUGCACGUCUUUCUGUUCAAGGCAGCGAAACACUGAUCAGCGCGUUAAAUGUCCAGUAUGCAGCCGCAAGGAUCGCAAAAACUACGAGUUUUGCUGGUUUUGCAUGAACGUGUGGCGUACUAAUGGAGUAAACCAGUGUGGAAAUUCGGAAUGCAGUGGACAAGAUACAAGGCUUAAUAUCUUAAAAACUUGCGAAAUAAAAGAAGUGAUCGGGGUUAAGUGUCCUAAGAUUAGAGCUUGUCCACAGUGUGGUGUUUUUAUUGAACAUGUUGACAAAUGCAAGCACAUUGCAUGCCCUUGUGGAACAAAAUUUUGCUUCAUAUGUUUAAAACAAGCAGAUGAGCAAAGUCGUUACCAAUGUGGUGCACAUAAUUCAAAAUGUGAAGUCGCCCCCGUGCAGACUGAAAUACCGAGUCGUUAAACCUUGCUUUUACGGGGAAUGACGUUCUUUUUCCUUGUGUUUUUGCCAUGACAUUUCGUUUAAAUAAGUCAUUUACUACUAAUUCAUUAUUUAAUUAUACAAGCGUCUAGUGUAUUUUAAGUUUUGCAUAUAUUGUACUUAACUGUGUGCUGUGUUAUAUUCAUUAAAUGUUUCAAACAUUAUUAAAUGUUUUUGUUGA
Messenger RNA from Dreissena polymorpha, 1278 nucleotides. RefSeq lists its product as uncharacterized. The transcript is spliced from 4 exons. The record is from RefSeq and is a predicted model, not a curated record. Gene Ontology annotation, biological process: regulation of cellular response to oxidative stress; ubiquitin-dependent protein catabolic process; negative regulation of protein phosphorylation. Gene Ontology annotation, molecular function: ubiquitin protein ligase activity; ubiquitin conjugating enzyme binding. Lineage: Eukaryota; Metazoa; Mollusca; Bivalvia; Myida; Dreissenidae. Bases 63 to 1079 code for a protein of 338 amino acids. Gene Ontology annotation, cellular component: endoplasmic reticulum; cytosol; ubiquitin ligase complex.